AUGGCUGAGAGAAAAGUUUUGAAUAAAUAUAUACCUCCAGAUUUUGAUCCGGAUAAAUUAAUGGAAAGUAAAAAAUUAUUAAAAAAAAUAGAAAAGAGGAAAGAUAAGAAUAAAAAUAAAAAUAAAAAAAAAUUAUUAAAUAUUAGAAUGAUGUAUCCAUUUACAUUAAAAUGUAAUAAAUGUAAAAGUUUUACGUAUGUUGGUACAAAAUUCAAUUCAAGAGUUGAAAAAUUAAAAGAUGAAACUUAUCUGAAUAUUCCAAUAUGGAAAUUUUAUGGAAAAUGCCAAGAAUGCAAAAAUGAGAUAAUUUUCAAAACUGAUCCAAAAAAUGGAGAUUAUUUAUUAAUAUCAGGAGGCAUACGGACAUAUGAUGCUCAUAAAGAGCAAGAAUUAGCUGAUGACUUUUAUAGAUCAAAUAAUAAUGUUGGAGAAGAAGAUAAAAUUAAAAAUACUGAAAAAGAAUCAUAUAAUGCUUUAUUAGAGUUAAAAAGAAAUGAACAAUUAGAAGAAUUACAAAAUAUAAAUAAAAGACACAUAGAUAAAUUUAAUAGUAUAAAUAAAGCAUUAUCUCAUUUGCAUGAAAAAGAUGAAAACAAAAAUAAGAAUAAUUUUUAUAUGAGUUACUUAGACUCCGAAGAUGAAAAAGCUUUCUUUAAUUUGCUUAAUAAAAAUAGAAAAUUAACAGAUGAAGGUAAUGGUGAAAUAAAUAAAAAUAAAGGAAAUAUUUCUAAUACAUAUAAAGGAGAAAAUAAUAACAUUAUUAUAGAAGAAGAAGCAGAGGAAGAAAUAGAGAAAGAAAUAGAGAAAGAAAUAUCAAAUGAUUACUUAAUAAAUAAAGAUGAAAAUUUUGAGAUUUUAAAAGAAACAGAAAAAAAUAAUGAAUUGAUGAAAACAAAUAUCUAUAAUAAUAUAGAAAAAACCAAAAAAUUAAAUAGACAAAAUAAAAUGGAUAAUAAAAGUAGUAUAAAAUUCAACAAAAAUGAUUUGGAAUAUGAUAGUAGUGUAAAUAAUAAUCAUAAUAUAUCAGAAUUAAAAAGUAAACAAAUAUUUAAAAAAAAAAAUUUAGAAACUGGUUACAAUUUUAUCAUUAAAAAAAAAGAAGAUUUAACAAGUAUUUUUAAUGAAUAUAAUUCAAAUGAUACAGAUGAUUCAAAAAGCUAA
Molecule: messenger RNA, 1161 nt
Organism: Plasmodium relictum
Lineage: Eukaryota; Apicomplexa; Aconoidasida; Haemosporida; Plasmodiidae
Product: conserved protein, unknown function
Exons: 1
Coding region: 1-1161 (386 amino acids)
Biological process (GO): mRNA splicing, via spliceosome
Cellular component (GO): U2-type catalytic step 1 spliceosome
Source: RefSeq, a predicted model, not a curated record